Rana temporaria (common frog) is the source of this 1700-nucleotide messenger RNA. RefSeq names its product fibroblast growth factor 5 (gene FGF5). Gene Ontology annotation, biological process: regulation of cell migration; positive regulation of gene expression; cell differentiation. The record is from RefSeq and is a predicted model, not a curated record. The coding region runs from base 500 to 1288 and encodes 262 amino acids. Gene Ontology annotation, molecular function: growth factor activity; fibroblast growth factor receptor binding. Gene Ontology annotation, cellular component: cytoplasm. The transcript is spliced from 3 exons. Lineage: Eukaryota; Metazoa; Chordata; Amphibia; Anura; Ranidae.
ACUCUGCUUGUCGAUUUUUGGCAUCGCCCAGCACAUAUUCUUCCUGGAGAGAUGGAAGACAUCUGUGUCCAGCUGGGAUCCCACUCCAUGUGAUCUAUGGAGUUUGUAGAAUCCCCCAGGGGUGGCACUGUACCCACCGCAAAGCCCGUCAUCCCUCUGCAAAAAGAUCCAACUUGAAGACAUUGUUCAUCACUUCUUAGGAGACCCCAAGCACAGUUCAGAGCAGCAUCGCGUGUAGAAGAAGAAACCUCCUUGAUCUGGCUGCUGCAGGCAGACAUCCUAGCUGUGAGAUCACCAGUGUUAUAAAUAUCUCAAGCAGUGCCAGUGUGCAGGUUGGGUCUCUCACUAGAACUGAGCCAUGCCUACCAUCUCUGCACGCACACAUCAAGCCUCUGGCUCAGCGCAAGAUAGCCAUUGACUCACCAACUGGCUGCUGCUGCUGCUACUGCAGGAGCCACCGGGGCAGCAAAAUGCUCUUGGGAUACCCCUCAUUGGAAGAAUGAGCUUUCCUUCCUUCGGUUUUGUCAUAUUAUUUCUACUAGCCACCACCAACCUCUGGACCUCAGCAGCAGCAGCAACCCCAAAGCAGAAGAAAAUUAAAGGACAGCUUGCCAAGGGUUCCAGCAACGCCAAGAGAACCAUUCCAUCCUCCUCUGCAACCUCUUCUUCCUCCUUAUCUCCAGCAAGUUUCCUGGCAUCAGAGCCUAGGACUUCCCUGUGGAGCACAGCAGGGCGAAGAACUGGCAGCUUGUUCUGCAGAGUGGGCAUUGGCUUUCACCUCCAGAUCCACCCGGAUGGCAAAGUCAAUGGUUCCCAUGAAGCUAAUCAUUUAAGUAUUUUGGAAAUAUUUGCUGUGUCUCAGGGGAUUGUGGGAAUAAGAGGAGUUUUCAGCAACUCAUUUCUAGCCAUGUCUAAAAAGGGAAAACUACAUGCAACUCCUAAAUUUACAGAUGACUGCAAAUUUAUGGAAAGGUAUCAGGAAAACAGCUAUAACACCUAUGCCUCAGCUACUUACAGAACUGAAAAAACAGGGAGAAGGUGGUACGUGGCUCUUAAUAAAAGAGGCAAAGCCAAAAAGGGUUCUAGCCCAAGAGUGAAACCUCAGCAUAUAUCAACACACUUUCUCCCUAGGAUCAAGCACAUAGAUCCUCCUGAACUAUCAUUUACUGUAACAGUACCCAAAAAGAAAAAGACUUCACCUAUACCUGCCAAACCCAAAACCGUGAAGCCACCACCGAAGAAGGGCAGUAGCCCUGUUAGAUACAGACUAAAGUUUCGCUUUGGAUAAUUUGUGACUUGUGUCCAGUCGUGGUAGAAAUAUUCUUACUGUGCUGGCAGUGUGACAAAUAUAGCACAGCAGUGGGUUCAUCCUUCUAUAAUAUAACCAAUGAGAUUGCCCACAUCUAAAUUCUGGUUAGGGAAGUGGAUUAUUUGAUAGCGGGUUUGAGAUUUCUCAGUGAGUGCAAUACAACGGUUCAGGUAAACUUCCAAAAACUGUGGGAAGACAGUCUUUGGGAAAUAACUUGAUGUACUAAAGUAUUUAUCAUAUGAUUGCAAGAGGAGUAUGAAAGACUGCAUAUGACUAUGUUAAACCUCAUAUAAAUGUAUUAACCCAAAGUGAUAACUAACACUCCAGGUACAUAAUUACUUUUAUGUAGCACAUUUGAAAUACAAAAUAAAUAUUUGAUAAAUUUACAGUG